Molecule: messenger RNA, 449 nt
Organism: Paramecium primaurelia
Lineage: Eukaryota; Ciliophora; Oligohymenophorea; Peniculida; Parameciidae
Source: the annotation of a GenBank genome assembly
AUGUAAAAAAUUUCAUAAGAUAAUAUAAUUGAUGGUAAAAGAAAAAGAGUAAUGUCAACUGAUGGUGUUUUAGCUUGUGUUACUUCAAAUCUAUUGAAAAGUACUGUUUAAAAAAAAGGGAAUAAAUAAAAGAAACCUAUAACAUAAAAAAAGACAAUAGUGAAUUAAUAAGAAUCAGAUAGUUCGGUAGUUUAAGUUGUUGAGAAGCCUUAAAAGAAAAAAGAAGAAAAAGUAAGAAUAACAAAGAGUGCUCUUAAAGAAUUGAUCAGUUAGCAUUUCUUAAUCAUUGAUGAUGAAGAAUAGAAGUAAUAAUAGGUAUUAAAAAUCCUCCAAAUUUUUAGCCAAAAAAACAUAUCAAAUAUUAAUUAAAUGAAUCAAAUAGUGAAAGUUCUAGUCAAAAUAAAUCAUCAUCAGAAGACAUUCCAAAAAGAAAUAAACUUAAAUCAUGA